GGACACAUCAACGUGCAUAAGGACAGCCUGUUCCUUCCUGGGGCAUGUCGUGCGUCACAAGUGACGUGACCUCCGGGUAGGAUUUGUAUGGUGCUGAACGUGUUCAAAGGUUUAUUCUACAAUGUUACAAAAGGAAUUCCACGGGGAUCUGCAACUAGCUCUUCAACUUUCCGAUUGUGUAGCAGAAUGCCUUGUGAGGUAAAGCCUCGGUUCCUGGUUCUGUACGGGUCUCAGAAAGGCCAGGCCCAGUCCAUAGCCGAGGGGAUAGCUGACGAGGCCGAGGAGAGGGGACUGUUUGCUGACAUCUGCUGCUUGAGCGAAGGAGACAAGUUUAACUUGGAGAAGGAGAGUGCUCCUGUGGUGUUCGUUGUGUCUACCACUGGGGAUGGGGACCCACCAGACACGGCCCUGAAGUUUGUCAACAGAAUCAAGAAGAAGACCCUGCCCAGCGACCUCUAUGCACACCUCUGCUAUGCUCUUCUUGCUCUGGGUGAUACGAACUAUGCAAAUUUCUGCAACUGUGGGAAGACUAUUGAUGACCGUCUACAGGAACUUGGCGCUAAACAUUUCUACGCAACAGGACAUGCAGACGACGGUGUAGGGCUUGAGUUGGUGUUGGACCCCUGGCUUGAAGGACUGUGGGAGGCCAUCAGAGGAGCGUUAUCCAAGAUGGCCGCCCCUCAGCCUGAGAGCGAUGGCCAUGUUAGGGACCUGAAAGCAUCGUCGAACGAAACGCUCGAAUCGUCAGCGACAGACAUCAAACUCCACCUCCUGAGUCUCAACGAAUCAGAAUACCAGAGCGCAGACUCCCUCAGAACAGCAGCGAGUGCUAAGACUGAUUCUCUGGCUGUUUCACCAUCAGAGACAGGGAGCACAGUCACAGGGACUGCUCUUAAACUUGAUGGUGUUGUCUCUGAUCCCAAGUCAGUGUUGGAGACACAGAGUGGACAGACCGGGGCUCCCCGUGCUGUUGUAGAGGCUUCUCUGACACGCUCCUUGCCCCCGCUGUCUGAGUCUGCCCUCAAUGUCCCAGCUCUGCCUCCACCCUACCUGGAUGUGACACUUCAGGAAGCCACCAUAGAAGAAGAGACCAGUACUCCGCUCAGUAAGGAGACACUUCACGAGGUUCCCAUCUCAAGGGCAUUCCAGCUGACCAGAGACGACUCCGUUAAAACAGCCCUUCUGAUUGAGAUGGACAUCUCAGCCCACCCUAUGGCCUACCAGCCUGGAGACUCGCUUGAUGUGCUCUGCCCAAACAGAGCCUCCGAGGUGGUGGAGCUGCUCCAUAGACUGGGCUUACAGGACCAGAAGGGCCACCGCGUCCAGCUCUCACUGCGCAAAGAAACCAAGAAGAAAGCUGCUCAGAUCCCCUCCUACAUCCCAGAGAACAGCACUCUGCACUACCUGCUUACCUGGAGUCUGGAGAUCAGGACUGUCCCUAAGAAGGCGUUCCUCCGUUCCCUGGUGGAGUGUACAGGAGACAGUGGUGAGAGGAGGAGACUACAGGAGCUGUGUAGUAAACAGGGAUCAGCCGACUACAACCUCUAUGUCAGAGACCCCAGCCUCGGCCUAUUGGACCUGCUCAGGGCUUUCCCCGCCUGCCAGCCCCCUCUCAGCCUCCUCAUAGAACAUUUGCCCAAACUGCAACCAAGACCGUACUCCGCGGCAAGCUCCAGUUUAAGACAUCCAGGUCGGCUGCACUUUGUGUUCAACAUCAUAGAGUUCCCAGCAUGCACUGGGAGACCAGUGGGGAAGCGAGGCCUGUGUACUGGUUGGCUCUCUGACCUCGUCGAUCCCAUCCUGGUGCAUCCUGGGAAGGCUCAGUCUUCCAGCACCUCAGCCCUCCCAAAGGUCCAUGUGAGUCUGCGUCAGAACUGCUCCUUCCGCCUGCCCUCUGACCUCUCCAAACCCCUCAUCAUGAUUGGACCAGGCACCGGGGUUGCGCCCUUCAUUGGAUUCCUACAACAAAGGGAGAAGGAGAGGGAGGGAAACCCGGAGGCUGAGUUUGGUGAGACCUGGCUGUUCUUCGGUUGUCGCCAUAGAGACCGAGACUUCCUAUUUAGCACUACCAAAACAACACAAAGCCAUGUGAAGGCCCGUACACCAAUCAAAGCGAUGCAUCCUGAGUAGAUUACAAAGCGAUGGAUUUGUCCCAGAAAUCAUGAAAGAACAGAUCAAAGAAAAAUCUGCCUGUAUUUGUUUAUUUCCUUCCGUCUCUUUGUUAAAUAAAUCCUCACAGCCAGGCAUCCUGGGCUGAUGGUUGUUUGUUCACAGGGGGAAUUCAACCUAACCCAACUUUGGCCAUCAGUGGGGGUCUGAAACAUGAACUGAUAGAAAAAUAUAGUAUUCCCUUUGAUGCUAAAUAUAUCCUGUGGUCCUAGGCCAAACCUUGACAUCCUGGGUGUGACAUUAAUAUCACAGUGUUCUCCUAUAAAAAACUAACUCUGGGAUCAGCCCUAAUCAACCCCAACACUUAACAUAUGUGUUAGAGGGUGACACCAAUCUGACCUCCAGUCAGUUACUCAGACCCCCUGAUGUUUGCUCCCUGUCCCUCCAUCUUAUUCCCUUAUUCCAUGGAUAGUGAUUUCAGUGCAGAGGGGAAGGGGGUUUACAUUUUUACAUUUUAGUCGUUUAGCAGACGUUCUUAUCCAGAGCGACUUACAGUUAGUGAGUGCAUACAU
This is a messenger RNA of Coregonus clupeaformis (lake whitefish), 2681 nucleotides long. It is a transcript of the gene mtrr, whose product is annotated as 5-methyltetrahydrofolate-homocysteine methyltransferase reductase. The record is from RefSeq and is a predicted model, not a curated record. Gene Ontology annotation, molecular function: [methionine synthase] reductase (NADPH) activity; FMN binding; flavin adenine dinucleotide binding. Gene Ontology annotation, cellular component: cytosol. Gene Ontology annotation, biological process: homocysteine metabolic process. NCBI's taxonomy places the organism in Eukaryota, Metazoa, Chordata, Actinopteri, Salmoniformes, Salmonidae. The coding region runs from base 88 to 2130 and encodes 680 amino acids. The transcript has 14 exons.